Vavraia culicis subsp. floridensis is the source of this 1422-nucleotide messenger RNA. RefSeq lists its product as uncharacterized. The transcript has a single exon. The coding region runs from base 1 to 1422 and encodes 473 amino acids. The record is from RefSeq and is a predicted model, not a curated record. NCBI's taxonomy places the organism in Eukaryota, Fungi, Microsporidia, Pleistophoridae.
AUGCAUUUUAACAGUGAUUUUGAGAGCGUGAGGAUUCUGUCUGUUACUUUGUGUGCAGAUUCUAAAAUCACGCUGUGUGCCCAAAACAAAUAUUUUGAGAUUGCCUACUCGGCCGGACUCUUUGACCUGACGCUAUCGGUAGGAACAACUUUAUAUUUUACAAAGAAUAUGAAGAUAAAGACAGAACCUGUCGAAGGAUCACAAAAUCUUUCGAGUCUCUCCAUCCAAAAUAUGGAACUGAACGAACAAGUGAUGUUCCAGGACCAUUUUGAGCACGUCAAACUGAGGAAUGUCACCAUGAAAGACAGCUCAUGUAUCGUGUUAAACAAGAUGUGUAAAAGGCUUGUAAUUGAAAAUUUUAGCGGUAGCAUUGAUGUCAAAAACUUAGCGUGUCUUGAGGAAGUAGAAAUACGCUUUUCAAUGGAAGAAACCGCUGAUAUUAACAUCAUUGGUUCGGUUCGUGUGGAUAAUUUGUGCUUUAAAAACGUGUGUCGAAGUGUUAACAUGGUCCAAUCCAUGCUUUCUAGUUUUAUCUACAUUAGAAAUCUAAAAUUUGAGAGCGAGUUUAUUUAUAACUCAGGGCUAACUGCUGAAGCAUACGUUAACAUCAUGAAAUUGAUUCCUGGAUAUGAAAACGCUUCUAAAAAAUAUGCAAGCUUCCUAUCAAGCGAAUAUCCGCAAAGGUGCAGUAGGCAGGAGAUUUUGUUCUACGAAACUGCGAAUGCAGCGGUGAAUUACAUCCUUGGGCAUAUUUUAAAUACCUUGAAGGCAGCAACAAUUCAAAAGAUUGAAUUAGCAUCCGUUGCACUCUCCGCGACUAACUAUGGCAGUCUUAAAGCGUUAAAUAACCUGCAGAUUCUUGAUAUUGGCACUAAAAAGUUCUCUGGUGCACUCUUCAAUUGCUUGCCGCCAAAUCUUAGGUUAUUGAACAUUUCUGAGCCUAGCAAACACAUCAUGAACGAGAAUACCAGCUAUAAUAUUGCUGAUCUGAGACGAAUGACCAGGUGUUGCAAUCUUAAGGUCCUAAUAAUCAAUGCAGACCUUGUUUUUGAAACCUGCACACUCAGUUUCUUACCAUCAUCCGUUAAAGUUCUUAAAAUAUAUUUUGAGUCUAUGCCUGAGGAAAUACCACAAAUACGAGACCAGAUAGCGCAUAUACGUGAACUUUACAUUGAAGGCAAUGGCAACCUGUUUGAAGACCGGUAUUGCACCGUGAUGCACAAAACCAAAGCCGCGCCUUUCGUCAAAAUGUUAUCAAAAUGCAUUAAAUUCAAGUCACUUGAACAUUUCGCCUUUAUUUCUUCCUAUGUGCUGGUAGAAAUUGAUCCCAACACGCUGGAAUUUACCAAAGCAAGGCAUGGUAAAUCCUUCGAGCGUGUUGGACCUAUUUAUGACGAGGUAGAUGCUUGCUUUCGAGUGUGA